Molecule: messenger RNA, 2179 nt
Organism: Scophthalmus maximus (turbot)
Lineage: Eukaryota; Metazoa; Chordata; Actinopteri; Pleuronectiformes; Scophthalmidae
Product: C-type lectin domain family 4 member A
Exons: 7
Coding region: 223-1089 (288 amino acids)
Source: RefSeq, a predicted model, not a curated record
CUCCAGGAUCCUGCUGUGACAUUGUCCAGUAAAAACUGCAUAAUGAGAAACUGCAGAUUAUGUAUUAGUUGUAGGGGGAAGAGGAAACUUGUUAGUUCUCUAUGAGGCACUGUGGUGCUGUUGCUGUUCAGUCACACCUUUCAAGCACCGGCAAGAGUUUCUGUUAAAAACGUCUCUCAUUCUCUGCCUUGAAACGAGUACGGCAAUUCACGAAUAUUAAGUAUGGAGGAAGAACUGAAUUAUGCUACGGUGGUUUUCAAAAAUGGUGGUAGACCAUCGGAAGAGAAAAACGAGGACUCUACAAUUUAUUCUACGGUAAAAUCUAGAGUGCCGGUUACAACUGUACCAGCAGAUGGUGAAGCCCCUGCAAACUUUCAGCACUUCCGUCUGCUGGUGGUGUGCUUGGGGAUACUCUGCGUCCUCCUCGUGGCGAGCAUCAGCGCUAUCGUCUACACAGUCUGUGUGGUCAUGAACGAACAGAGAGCUUUCGCAGCAAAUCUCAGCCACCUGAAAAAAGAGAACGAGCAGCUGGUCAUGGAGAGAAGCAUCUUAGAGAACAGGACUGAGGAGCUGACGAGAGUCAGAGAUGAUCUCAACUGGACACUCGAAGUCAUCAUGAAAUUUGACAGCUUUCCAGUGACUGACUUCUGCCCUGACAAAAAGUGUCAGCCAUGUCAGAAAGGAUGGAUUUUGUUCCAGGAAAAUUGCUACCUGUUUUAUGAAUCUGUCUAUUAUUGGAGGACAUGGCAAGAUAGCCAAAAGUUUUGCCAAAGCAAGGCUGCAAAUCUGGUUGUUAUUGAUAGUUCACAGGAACAGGAAUUCAUCACUAAUCACAGUAAGUUUUACUAUGACAUGUUUCAUGGAUACUGGUUCGGAUUACAUCAAAAUGCUGAAGAAGACUGGAUCUGGGUUGAUGGACGCAACGACACUGUAUGGUACUGGAUGAAGGAGGAAUUUGCUGACAGUGGUCAAUGUGCAAUGAUCAUCCCCUUUGUGAACCCUACAGCCAACUGGGACACAGUAAACUGCUUAAUGAGGAACAAAUUUAUCUGUGAAAGUGGAGUCCUGAUAAGGACUCCAGUUACAUAGCUUAAUGAUUAUUUUCCCAGCUUUUGAAAAUGAGAAAACUCAAGACACAUAAAACGAUAAUGGAUACAUUUUGUUCCCCAAAUGACCUAAGCAUUUUAAGUAUGCAAGUGUUCAUGAUUCUAUUGUUUUAUAAUGUAGUGUGUGUUACAAGCUACUGUGUCAGAGGUCUUUUAGGACAGAUAUCUAGUUGGACUGAAGGUGUGAAAAGUGUAAACUCGAGAAACGAUGGUCUGAUUUCCACUGGAGGUAAUGACUCACAAUACAUACAAAAACAAAUGCAGCCCUGCGAGCACUGAUUUGUUGCAAUGGGAGUUGAAGAAUCGACUCAUCUGUCAAUGUCAUUAUCUUUUAAUUUAAUUUACAUCAUAGCCAAAUAUCAAUUGUAUCAAUGUAUCAUCACUGAUUUAAGAUUUUAAUUUUUUGAUUUGAUGCAGAUUCUAAAUCCUUACAGCAAGUAGACUUUUACACACCAACAUCAAAAAAUAUUGCUAAAUUGUUGCAGCAAACAUCUGUUCCUGUGUCUGAUAUGUUGCAAGUUGUGCACUGGAAACUGUUGAAAUUUGUGUUUUGCGCAGUGUCGGCUGACAAGUGUCGUUCGGCUGAGUGACGACGUUAUUUCCUCUUUUUCUGGGCUCAUUUUCUAACAUCAUUGUAUGCGUUUUAUUUUGAUUUUUCCAUCACUUAUGUUGUAUCAUAGUACGAUUUCCUAAUUUUUCAUGGCAUGAGACGUUUCUUAGUUUCUCUCUGGAUUUGAGCCGCAUCAUAUAUUGUAUAUCACAUGCACACAGUCCCAAAGCCGUCACAGUCUGCGUUGCCAGUGAUCUUAAAUCUACAAAUGUAUCAUGCAAUACGGUUAGUCACAUUUGAGUCCAUCCGUUGAAAGACUGUUGACACACGACCUUGUGUCCUGCUUGUCACAACCGUCAUUGUGUCUCCAUCUCUACAGAGUAUGAUCAAAGAGUUUCUGGUAUCGGAAAAUACAUUUUAAUGUGAAUGUGUAGCUGCAGCAGAGAAAAUACAUCUGGCAAUCAAGAUUGUGAUAGCUGGAUUAUGAACUGAUGGAUCCAUUAAAGGGCUUAGUUUCACAGAC